GGUGCGUUUGAACGGCGCGGCGCGAGCGCAGGGCCCCGCGCGGCCCGGCGCGGUCCGUGCGCUGCCCGCCAUGCCCGGCCGCCCCGACGACUACGAGGUGCUGCUGACCAUCGGCGCCGGCUCCUACGGGAAGUGCCGCAAGGUGCGCCGCAAGGCCGACGGCAAGAUCUUGGUAUGGAAGGAACUGGACUAUGGCGCGAUGACGGAGUCGGAGAAGCAGAUGCUCGUGUCGGAGGUGAACUUGCUGAGGGAGCUGCGGCACCCCAACAUCGUGCGCUACUACGAUCGCAUCAUCGACAGGAGCAGCACCACCCUGUACAUCGUCAUGGAGUACUGCGACGGGGGAGACCUGGCCAGCUUGAUCGCCAAGUGCGCCAAAGAAAGGCAUUUCUUGGAUGAAAGCUUUAUUCUCCGGGUGUUGACUCAAUUAACGUUAGCCUUGAGGGAGUGUCACAGGCGGAGCGAUGGUGCAGUCACUGUGCACCGAGACCUGAAACCAGCAAAUGUCUUUCUAGAUAGCAAACAGAAUGUGAAACUUGGAGACUUUGGACUGGCCAGGAUAUUGCACCAUAAUACCAGCUUUGCCACAACGUUUGUUGGCACUCCAUAUUACAUGUCUCCAGAACAAAUGAACUACUUGUCAUACAAUGAAAAAUCUGACAUCUGGUCGCUAGGAUGUAUUGUGUAUGAAUUAUGUGCUCUCUCGCCUCCAUUUACAGCUUUCAACCAAAAGGAACUGGCAGAAAAGAUAAGGGAAGGGAGGGUCAGGAGAAUACCAUAUCGUUACUCAGAUGAUCUGAAUGACCUUCUCAAGGAGAUGCUGAAUGUAAAGGAUUACUGCCGACCUUCUGUUGAAGAUAUUCUGCGGCACCCCUUGAUAGAAGAUAUGGUGAUAGAAGAGCAAAACCAGAAUUCUGAUAGAAGAGGCUUGAGACUCUGGGAGCCAGAAAGGCUGCAAUUCUCAGAUGUCGCAGUGAAUGAGCUGAAAUGGAAGGAGCAACAAUUACACGAGCGAGAGCAAGCCAUUAAAGAGAGAGAACAGCGUCUGGAGCAGAGAGAACGGGAACUCUGUGUUCGGGAGAGAAUGGCAGAGGACAAACUUGCUAGAGCUGAAAGCAUGAUGAAGAGGUGCAAUCUCCAGGCGCAGCAGCGGGAGGUAACGUGCGCGGAAGGUCCAGAAAUGCCUAUCAGAGCAGAAAAGGACACAAGUAAAAUGCCCCUAAAAAACAACCCACUCCUGCUUCCUCUUUCUACAACAAAGAAGAUCUCACACUGUGGAACUGAAGAGAAAGCUGUACCUCAUAAUAUGGAAAACUAUUUCCUUUCCAAAGGGAAAACCUCUGAUCUCAAAAGGCGCCUAUAUGCUGCAAAUCUACGGGCUCAAGCACUGGCUGAACUGGAAAGAAACUAUCAACUAAAGAGCAGACAAAUCUUGGGCAUGCGUUGAAACUGUAACAUAUAUUUAUCUUUGAAAAGAAGAUUAAAUGUGUAGGCAGAUACUUGUGCCUCCCUCUCUUAAGCUAGAACCUACUGAAAAAUUAUUUUAACAAUUGUACAAACUCUUCGUUUAUGACAGGUAGCUUAUGAUAAAUGCAUAAGGUGCUAUAUGAUGAAAAGAGGUACUUCUGAUACCAAAUAAAACAAACUAAAUUAAUUGUAUUAUUAAAGAAAAAUA
Taeniopygia guttata (zebra finch) is the source of this 1675-nucleotide messenger RNA. It is a transcript of the gene NEK2, whose product is annotated as NIMA related kinase 2. Gene Ontology annotation, molecular function: protein kinase activity; ATP binding. Lineage: Eukaryota; Metazoa; Chordata; Aves; Passeriformes; Estrildidae. Gene Ontology annotation, biological process: protein phosphorylation. The record is from RefSeq and is a predicted model, not a curated record.